Messenger RNA from Owenia fusiformis, 1157 nucleotides. NCBI's taxonomy places the organism in Eukaryota, Metazoa, Annelida, Polychaeta, Sabellida, Oweniidae. The record is from the annotation of a GenBank genome assembly.
GUCAUAACUAGGUCAUAGUCUCGUUUUGAAACCACACAAAAAUCAUAUUAUCGCCCAUAAAUGUUGUUACAAAAUUUUACUUUUGUUUCAUAAUCGAGGAUAUGCGAUGCUUGUAAGCUUCAUGAGACACACAUGUAAUUGAGAAAAUUGUAUUAGAUGCUCAGGAACAUUUCGCAGCGGUUGAAUAUGUCUGCAAUUCAAAAACGACUUGUGGCAUUUGACUUUGACCACACCAUCAUUGACGAAAACAGUGACUUGUAUGUGCGAAAACUUUUACCUGGUGGUAAGGUACCAGAGGAAAUUAAAUCAAUCUACAGCGACAGAGGCUGGACAAAAUAUAUGGGCGCCAUCUUUAGGAAGUUAUAUGAGAAUGGCUCAACAAAACAAGAUUUUUUAAACUGCAUGAACGAAUUAGAGUUUACUUCUGGAAUGAAGGAACUUUUAGAAUACCUUUCAGAAAAAGAGGAUGAGGUGAUAAUCAUAUCUGACUCAAAUUCCUUCUUUAUUGAUUGCAUCUUGAAGGAAUCUGGAAUGCUUCCUCACAUCACCAAAGUAUUUACUAAUCCUGCAAAGUUUGAUUCGGAUGGGUGUUUAUUGGUUGAUUACUACCAUACACAAGACUGGUGUGAUUUGAGUACUGUGAAUCUUUGUAAGGGUCAUAUCCUAGAUGCUUAUGUCCAAGAGCGUAAGGAAGCAGGUGUGACAUUCAAACAAGUCAUCUAUGUUGGUGAUGGUCACAAUGAUCUGUGCCCUUCUCUUAGACUAAAAUCCAGUGAUUUUGUAUGUCCACGAAAGGGAUAUAGACUCUUGAAGGCAAUACGAAAUAUAAAAGAUGAAACAUCCCAACCUUUACUUGCAAAGGUCAUAGAAUGGGACAAUGGGAAUGAUAUAUUGAAUGUUCUUCAAUCUGAGUGAAUUACAAGGGAUCCAGAAAUAAAGACCGGUGAUGUCUGACCAAUGCAUUGCACUCAGUUGAAAACGACAAAGUGUUCCAACAUUUAGUCCAGUAUAGGACAUUUUUAGUCAAAAUACAUGUAUGUAAAUGAGAAUUUUGCAACCAGUUCAGUUGAGAAAAACUGAGAGAGGACAUUAAGCAUCAUACCAGGAAUGGUUCAUGUAAUUCAUAAUGUAACAUGUAAUUCAUAAUGCAAAUUAUA